Messenger RNA from Malaclemys terrapin pileata, 4055 nucleotides. It is a transcript of the gene RAB4B, whose product is annotated as RAB4B, member RAS oncogene family. The transcript has 8 exons. Gene Ontology annotation, biological process: Rab protein signal transduction; regulation of endocytosis. Gene Ontology annotation, molecular function: GTP binding; GTPase activity. NCBI's taxonomy places the organism in Eukaryota, Metazoa, Chordata, Testudines, Emydidae. The coding region runs from base 107 to 748 and encodes 213 amino acids. Gene Ontology annotation, cellular component: endosome. The record is from RefSeq and is a predicted model, not a curated record.
GGGCGCCGCCAUAUUGGCGGAUCCUGGGCGCCGCCAUAUCGCGCCCGCUCCGCUCCGCUCGGCAGCUCCCCGGCGUCGCCGCGUCCGCCCCGGCCCCAGCCCAGCCAUGUCCGAGAGCUACGAUUUCCUCUUCAAGUUCCUGGUGAUAGGAAGUGCUGGUACUGGGAAGUCCUGUCUCCUGCACCAGUUUAUAGAGAAUAAAUUCAAGCAGGAUUCCAACCACACGAUUGGAGUGGAGUUUGGGUCGAAGGUGGUUAACGUCGGUGGGAAAACGGUGAAACUGCAGAUCUGGGAUACGGCGGGACAAGAACGGUUUAGGUCGGUGACUCGGAGCUACUACCGCGGUGCAGCUGGGGCCCUGCUGGUAUACGACAUUACCAGCCGGGAGACUUACAACGCACUGACUAACUGGCUGACGGACGCCCGGACCCUCGCCAGCCCCAGCAUCGUCAUUAUCCUCUGCGGGAACAAGAAGGACCUGGAUGCGGACCGGGAAGUGACCUUCCUGGAAGCCUCCCGCUUUGCACAAGAGAACGAACUCAUGUUCCUGGAGACCAGCGCGCUGACGGGGGAGAACGUGGAAGAAGCUUUCUUAAAAUGUGCCAGGACCAUACUAAACAAAAUUGAAUCAGGUGAGCUGGACCCCGAGAGGAUGGGCUCAGGCAUCCAGUAUGGAGACACCUCCUUGCGCCACCUGCGCCAGCCCCGCGGGGCCCAAACACAGAGCAAGCAGCCGUGCGGCUGCUAAGUGUGACGGCACCAGGAGUCUGUCUGCAACGCUGUACCUUGGCCAGUCGGGCCCCCCGGGGCUGAAGCACUUUCUCUUCUCUUCCCAGGACCACGUGCCUCGCUCGCUGAGCCCCCUGCUUCCCGAGCCGCCCGCCCCUGGGCCUCUGGCAAACUGCCCGUUUGAUUGUAUGCAGCCACGGUGUCUUCUGUCGGCCGCUCCCUGCCUGCUGCUUGUCCCCCUGAGCCUGGCGCGGGCCCGGCUCAAUAACGCAGAAGUAACGGGGCCCCGGCCAGCUGCCCGGAGCGAAUUGCUGCUCUGGGUAGGAGAGUUAACGCCAGGGCGAGGGGGGAGCGGGUUCUCCUUGGGAGAUGGUUCGUUUGGGGUUGUCUCCUGCUGCUCGGAGCUAGGCGGGUGGGGGGAGCUCGGGAGCGGUUCCCUGCAGCGUGCGGCCGGCUGGGUGGGGAUUUCUGUUACACUGGUUUUGCUUCUGAAGCCGGGGUCUGGCUCCGCCGGGCUCUGCCUCGUCUCACUGCUUUUCCCCCAGCCAGCCAUUGUGCUCCCAAGCACUGUGCUUGCGAACUCCGCCCUGCCCCGGGCGGUGUGACGGCGGGGCGGGGCUGGGCGGCUGGCGCGGCCCCUUUGAAAUACUGUAACUUAAUACUGGACCAUUGGCGGCUGGGGUCACUCCUGUCUCCGGGACUCUGACCUGGCUGGGAGCUGCUCUCGAAUGGUUUAGUCUCGUGCAAUGCCCGUGGCAGGAGCCCCCCUCGGGCUCGUGCGCCGAAUCCCUUGGGCGGGCGCUGGGAUCUGACUUUUACAACCCCCUGGCAGAUGUAACAGCACAUCCGCAUCUCAAACCAAGCCACCUACCGGGCCAGAAAGUCCAGGUCUCCUGAGCCGGGGUAACGUGCCCACAGCACCUUCCCCUCAAGGGGCCGGUUCGAAUCCGGCCCCGCGGGGUCCAGACCCAGGGUCACGUUUUCAAGAGUGCUGAAGGGACAAGCUCCUAAAGCACCUAGUGCUGAGUGUUAACCGCCUCUGGCUCUCCUCUGGCCCCUUCGGGGCUCCUGUAAUGGCCCCAGCCGGCUGAGAGGGGCUCGCCCUGCCACUGCCCAUCUCUACCCGCCCUGGGCCGAGUCUAGCUGGAGCCGGUGGCCUCCCUGAGCAGCCAGAACCCGUCUGCUUUGUCCUCACGCUGCCCCUUGCCUGCGCCCCUUCCCCGUCCCUCUCGCCUCCUCCGGCAGCAGUGAUCCCUGGCCCCCUCGUACAGCUCGGCCGGGCUACGGCCCCGGGGUCUCUCUCCUAAUCCUUGGCCCAAACCAUCGCAUGGCCCUCCUGGUAACCGCCAAACCGGUGAUACGCAAUAGGCGGCCCACAGGCCAAAUGUGGCCCACCCCGGCUUCCCGGGGGCCCGCCAGCUCCCCUUACAAAACGUGUGUAAUUCAAUUCAGUCCAUGAUGCGCUGCCUUAGCAAGCGACUUACCCAGCCUGAAGUUCUGGCGAGAGCGUCACCCCCGCCCCUUUUGUCGUUAGUGACGGAAACGGAGCCACAAACAAAUGCGACUGGGCGUAAAUGUCACCCAGUCGGCAGCGGAAACCGAGCUUUGAACCCGAACUGGCCAGCGGGUUUUCUCUGUUCCGUCGGCUCGUCGAGUUGCCAAACGGCCGUAUCCGUCUGGAAGGUCGCCACGGUGAAUCGAAGUAACUUGGCCGCGGCCUGUCCUCCUGGCAGUGUUGUAAGACGGGACAAAAUGGGAAACCUGCAGUCUGUGUAUUGCACUUCAAAUGUCCUUCUCACCCCAGCAGCGCCUGCAGGGAAAGCUGCAGCUGCUUCUCUUCGGAGAAUGUAGGUUCUGGCGCAGAAGAAACGGCCUUUCCUGGCUGCCGAGCUGGGACAGGAGGGCACGCUGGACGUGUGGGGGGAGCUUUUUGCCAGAGGUAAAAACAAAGGUGACACUGAACCGUAUAAUUCCACGGGAGGUAACUUGAGGGUUGUUUGUCAGCACUGCUUUCCGAUUUACAAAACGCCAAACGCCUCUGACUGUGGACGAAUCGAGCGAUUGACGGGACACUGCCCAGCCAUCGCUGUUUGCUAGAAUUUAUGAGCUAUAUUUUAAAACCCCCGAGGAUUUGCUUUUAUUCGCCAUCCCUUUGUCCGUGCCCGAGGGACCUCGCCCUUCUCAAGCACCGAACCUUCGCAAGCCAAUUGCCGAAGGGGUCUUUCAAUUUCCAGCACUCGGAUGUCUUGGCAAAAUUCAGAGCGGUGGGUCUUGGUGAUAGCAGAAGAAGGUCCAGGCCGGGUCAGACCAAAGGUCCAUCUAGCCCAGUGUCCAGUGACAGGUGCCGCAGAGGGAAGGAACAGAACAGGGAGCAAGUGAUCCGUCCCCCGUCGCCCAUUCCCAGCUUCUGAGCUUAAUAUACUGACCAGUUUGGGGAUGGUUAAAAGAUAGAUGGCUAGAUUCGGCUCAACGUCCUUCUGCCACCCUGGGUUUUCCACCGGGAACACGAUGAAAAACCCAGCACCCCAAUCGCCUGACGGACGUCCGCCUUGCCCUGACCACUCACAGCGUGCCCCAGAUCGCUGCCGUCCCCUCUCCCGUUGGAGAGUGCCACCCACAGGGGCUAAUAUCCGUUUGCAAACUUCAUUAGAAGAUAGAAACGCUCCUCCUGUUGUCAAUCAAGGUCUUUAUUUACACGCAGCUGAAACGUUUUUCAUUUUAUUUGGUCAGGUACUACCGCCCGCCUCUUGUCCUGACAUUCUCCGAUGGGCUGGGGGUCGAUCAAAUGGAGUAUCACGGGUGAGGCCCUCCUGUGUGGCCUGGGGCUAGUGCUGUGUGUGGUGGGGGGAUGGGGAGCCCAGCACAUCGUCUUGAGCAAGUCCCCUUCACGUGGCUCCAGAGAGCCCUGGGGGGCGUCUGUCCCUGGAUCAGGCUGUGCCCUGUUGAAAGGCUCCUGCGGGAGCGGGGAGGGGAGCAACGAUGGGGCCGCUGUUCGGAGAGGUGGGGUGACCCCCGACCGUGUGCUCUGGUGGGUCCGUCUGUUUUUAUGCUGAAGCUGCUGUUAUUUAUUAGGUGGGGGAGGACGGGAGGCUGCGGCCUUUGGCUUUCCUCGCACUCGGCUCUUGCCUGGCCCGUCCCAGGGCGCUGGGGGGAGGACGCAAGUGCGGCUCCGUCCAGCUCCUGACGCUGGGGUGGGGUGGGGAGAAAUGGCUGGAUCCAACCCGGUUUAUAAUUCACACCCUGUGAAAUUUCUUCUUUAAAAGAAAAAUCCCUCCGACUUCAGGCUGUGAAAAUGUGACUCGUUCAUAAAGUAUUAAUGUUUUCCA